UCUUCUAAUCCAAAGGGUCGAUAGCGCACUGUGGGGCUUCGAAGCGCAAAAGCAACGGGACAGAACAGCCUAGACUCAGCGGCUGCCUCAACGUUUCUUCGAGGUCUCUCCAUGGAGGCAACGCUUGUCGGCUCGCAUCACUUCCAUCCCCUCCUCUUUCCCAUGAAACCCACAAGAAUCCGAGGUCGGCAUGCAGAGAGGGGUCUACAUUUUUUCCAUCCACUGUUUGCUAAAACCCAAGUUUCUCUUAAAGCAAAUCAUUUGGGACCCAACAGAAUGCAUUUUCUGUCUCCAAACAAACCUUUCUUCUCCAAUGCAAACCAGAAAUUUCCUGUCAAUUUCUCAGAUCAGAUCCGAAGUGACUAUGUGAAUGCUGGAUCAACAUCGACAAAGAGUCAAGAUCCUAAAGUAUUUCCAGUAAAGCCUGAUGAUGGAGCAGAUGCUCUCCAUUUGCUUGAUGCCAAUAACUUUAAGUCUUUACAGUCCAGAACCAAAAUGUUUAAAAAUAGGUUUUUGGAUUUUGUACGCCUAAGUUCCGUUAUCAAUAAUGCUGCUGAGUCAUUUUUCAAGAGUGAGAUACGUCGGAGGUUAUUUGUGACAGCUGUACUAAUUAUAGUUAGUCGGGUAGGAUAUUUCAUUCCUUUACCGGGAUUUGAUAGAAGGCUGAUAACUCGAGAUUACCUUAUCUUUGGCUCAGGAUCUGCUAGGGAUCUUGGUGAUUUCACAGCAGAGCUUAAGCUGUCCCUCUUCCAGCUCGGGAUCAGUCCUCACAUAGUGGCAUCAAUUAUCAUGCAGGUACUCUGUCAUGUCGUUCCCUCCUUAGUAAAGCUGCGGAAAGAAGGCUUAGAUGGCCACGAGAAGAUUAAGAGUUAUAUAUGGUGGAUAUCACUAGGCUUUGCGAUACUGGAGGCUGUGAUAAUUUCCUGUUACUCACUUCAAUAUUCUAUUUAUGCAGCUAGUCAGAGGGUGAAGCAUGUGAUGGUGACGAGUCUUUUAUUGGUCUGUGGUACGAUGACUAUGACAUGGAUCUGUGACACCAUAACAGAAUCUGGAUUUGGUCAAGGUUCAUCUCUAAUUAUAUGUGUGGGAAUAUUAACGGGCUACACAGAAACAUUAUAUAAAAUGCUGUCUCAGCUUUCAGGAAGUGUUGUCAAUUGGUGGCCCUAUAUGCUAGGACUAUUGGGUAUUUUUACCGUGGUCACUAUGUGGGCAGUUGUGGUAACUGAAGGUUGCAGGAAAAUUAAGCUGCAGUAUUAUGGUUUCAAACUUGCUUCUGCUGCAAGAGAUGACUCCCCAAUCACAGAAGUGGAGCCCUAUAUCCCUUUUAACAUUAAUCCAUCAGGAAUGCAGCCUAUCCUCACCACCUCUUAUCUUUUGGGAUUUCCCAGCAUUCUUGCAAGUGUGCUUGAAUCACGUUUCUGGGAGCAUGUGAGUCAGAUAUUGAACCCUGAAACUUCUCGUGGUGCAGAGCCUUGGGUUUAUUACUCAAUAUAUGCAUUUUUUGUCUUCCUAUUAAAUAUAUUUGACAUUGCUAACUUGCCAAAGGAGAUUUCUGAUUACUUAAAUAAGAUGGCUGCACGGAUUCCAAAUAUAAAACCAGGAAAGGCUACCAUAGAAUACCUCUCAAAGAUUCAGGCAUCGACACGUUUUUGGGGAGGCCUUUUGUUAAGUGCUUUAGCGACCACAUCAACCAUACUAGAUCAUUACUUACGCCAUAUAAAUGCUGGAUUUGCAAUUGGUUUUACAUCCGUUCUAAUCAUUGUGGGUUCCAUUAUUGAGCUUAGAAGAUCGUACCAAGCAUAUAAUGUAAUGCCAACUUUAAGCAAAGCUCUAAGACGGUAUGGCGUAUGACUUUCAAAGAGGCCAUGUGCUUCAUUUUAUGGUGGUUCCCAUGUUCGCGCAAAAACUUAAGAGGAAAUCCUGCUUAGUUGAGAAAGUUCCAGAUCAAAUGCGGAAGUUCUUUUCAUUGUUCCAAAGAUUCUCCAGAAAGUAAUGGGUUUACCAAUAUUAAGUGCGAAUGAAUAAUGUCUAGAAAGAAGCCGGGAUUCUCGUAUCAUUACUUUCUUCGGGAGUAGCCGACGUGCAAUAAGAGGCAUAACACAGUCACUUUGGCAGUUUAAUGGUAUUGCAGAUUCUGAAGCUUGAUUUUUUUGACAUGGUUCAUGUAUGAUGUAUCUUUUUGAUUGAUGUUUGGAUCCCGGGGGAGUUUAAACUGUAGAGAUAUACGGCCCUAAGUACUGAACUGCUUGUUUAGACUUCAGAUUCUAAAAGCUGUAAUGUAGUGAAACAAUUAUAUGUGAAAUAUUGAGUUUUUUAA
This is a messenger RNA of Carya illinoinensis, 2317 nucleotides long. RefSeq names its product preprotein translocase subunit SCY2, chloroplastic. The transcript is spliced from 13 exons. Gene Ontology annotation, molecular function: signal sequence receptor activity; transmembrane protein transporter activity. The record is from RefSeq and is a predicted model, not a curated record. Bases 112 to 1851 code for a protein of 579 amino acids. Gene Ontology annotation, cellular component: membrane; plastid envelope. Lineage: Eukaryota; Viridiplantae; Streptophyta; Magnoliopsida; Fagales; Juglandaceae. Gene Ontology annotation, biological process: protein localization to chloroplast; thylakoid membrane organization; chloroplast organization.